This is a messenger RNA of Nerophis ophidion (straightnose pipefish), 1719 nucleotides long. It is a transcript of the gene ruvbl2, whose product is annotated as RuvB-like AAA ATPase 2. The transcript has 14 exons. Gene Ontology annotation, biological process: box C/D snoRNP assembly; chromatin remodeling; regulation of transcription by RNA polymerase II. Gene Ontology annotation, molecular function: ATP hydrolysis activity; DNA helicase activity; ATP binding. Lineage: Eukaryota; Metazoa; Chordata; Actinopteri; Syngnathiformes; Syngnathidae. The record is from RefSeq and is a predicted model, not a curated record. The coding region runs from base 160 to 1542 and encodes 460 amino acids. Gene Ontology annotation, cellular component: R2TP complex; Ino80 complex; NuA4 histone acetyltransferase complex.
UAUUUCGGAUGAAGGUUCGUGUAGAUACAUUUCUUCCGCUGCACUGAAAGAGGGCAGUACUCAUCCUUCUGAGACGUGUUUCUCUUCGGAAACAUUUAGUGUAUGCACCUUUAAAAGAAGCGCCGCAUUCUCACUUUUUUGACAACUGUGACCGUGCAGAUGUCGACUCCUAAAGUUCCAGAGGUUCGUGACAUCACUCGGAUUGAGAGGAUUGGUGCACAUUCUCACAUCCGUGGCCUGGGUUUGGAUGAUGCUUUGGAACCGAGACAGGUGUCUCAAGGGAUGGUCGGCCAGCUGGCCUCUCGAAGGGCAGCAGGAGUCAUCCUGGAGAUGAUUAAAGAUGGCCACAUAGCUGGCAGGGCAGUGUUGAUUGCUGGCCAACCUGGCACUGGAAAGACUGCCAUUGCGAUGGGUAUUGCUCAGAGCCUCGGCACUGACACCCCCUUCACAGCCUUGGCCGGCAGUGAGAUCUUCUCCCUGGAGAUGAGCAAGACAGAGGCACUUAGCCAAGCCUUUAGGAAAGCCAUUGGAGUGAGGAUCAAAGAAGAGACUGAGAUCAUCGAAGGGGAAGUGGUGGAAAUCCAGAUUGAUCGACCAGCCACUGGAACGGGGGCCAAAGUGGGUAAGUUGACUCUUAAGACGACUGAAAUGGAGACGAUAUAUGACCUUGGCAACAAGAUGAUUGACAGUCUCAGCAAAGAGAAAAUUCAAGCCGGUGAUGUCAUCACUAUUGACAAAGCUACUGGCAAAAUCAGCAAGUUGGGACGCUCAUUCACCAGAGCCAGAGACUAUGACGCCAUGGGAGCUCAGACACAGUUUGUGCAGUGUCCAGAGGGGGAGCUGCAGAAGAGAAAGGAGGUGGUCCACACAGUGUGUCUCCACGAGAUCGACGUCAUCAACAGCCGAACGCAGGGCUUCCUCGCCCUUUUCUCUGGAGACACGGGUGAGAUCAAAUCUGAAGUCCGUGAGCAGAUCAAUGCCAAGGUCUGCGAAUGGCGGGAAGAAGGCAAGGCGGAAAUCAUCCCAGGGGUGUUGUUUAUUGAUGAAGUACACAUGCUGGACAUGGAGUGUUUCUCUUUUCUUAACCGUGCUUUGGAAAGUGACCUGUCUCCUGUUCUCAUUAUGGCCACCAACCGAGGCAUCACUCGCAUCCGUGGUACAAACUAUCAGAGCCCUCACGGGAUCCCUUUGGACUUGUUGGACCGCCUGCUCAUCAUCGCCACGUCUCCUUACACUGAAAAGGAGACCAAGCAGAUCCUAAAAAUUAGGUGUGAGGAAGAGGACGUGGAGCUGAGUGAUGAGGCUCACACCAUCUUGACUCGCAUCGGCAUGGAGACGUCACUCCGCUACGCCAUGCAGCUCAUCAGCACGGCUGGUCUGGUGUGUCGUAAACGCAAAGGAACAGAAGUUCAAGUGGAGGACAUCAAAAAGGUUUACUCUUUGUUCUUGGACGAAGCCAGAUCUUCUCAGUACAUGAAGGAGUACCAGGAUUCUUACCUUUUCAAUGAAACACAAACAACUCAGAUGGAAAUUUCAUCAUGAAGGAUUUCUUUUAUUACUUUGUCAAUUUUUAAUGUUUGUUCCUAAACUAUCUUUCAUCUUGAAAUCAACCAAAAAUUCUGAAGUGAUGUCAUCAUUUGACACAUAAUGUUUUUUCUUUAAUGAACACAAGUUUGAAUGUUGAAUCAAAAUAAACACUUUUCUUCCUUUGAAAGUCAA